Molecule: messenger RNA, 3086 nt
Organism: Oryza brachyantha (malo sina)
Lineage: Eukaryota; Viridiplantae; Streptophyta; Magnoliopsida; Poales; Poaceae
Product: probable disease resistance protein At1g61300
Exons: 3
Coding region: 1-2832 (943 amino acids)
Molecular function (GO): ADP binding; protein binding
Source: RefSeq, a predicted model, not a curated record
AUGGAUAUCAUUGGCAUGAAGUGCUCAGGUGCUAUCCUGAUCUCCUUGAUACGCCUCUCAAAACAGUAUGCUGCCUACUUCUUCCAAACCCACAAGUGCGUGAGAGCUCUCGAAGCUGCCACCGAGCGUUUAAGGGAGAGGCUCAACGAUGUUAAGACCAAGGUGGAUGGCGCUACACGAAAAGGUAUGCAACCAAGUCAUGAAGUUGAAGGGUGGCAGAAGCGUGCUGAGCAGGCAUGUGCAGAGACAGAAAAGAUUCAAGCAAAGUAUGAUAAGAGAGCCAAGUGCAUGGGGAGUCUCUCCCCUUGUAUCUGUGUAAACUACAUGAUAGCCAAGAGCGCAGCAGCAAAUUGUCAGGCUGUAGAGAAGAUAUAUAGUGAGGGAUCAUUUGAAGAAUUUGGUAUAAUGGUGCCACAGCCUUCCACUGAAGUGCCCAUAACUGACAUAGGCCUAACAAGUACAGAUCGUUAUCGCAACCUUGCUGUCAAGUUCAUCAAGGAUGAUGCUGUAAGCAAGGUUGGACUGUGGGGCCCUGGAGGUGUGGGAAAGACACAUCUGCUCCAUCAGAUCAAUAACUUGUUCCACAAAAACCCUGUUUUUGAUGUUGUUAUUCGAGUUACUGCCUCCAAAGGUUGCUCUGUUGCAAAGGUACAAGAUGCCAUUGUUGGGGAACAGAUGCUGCUGAAGAAGGAUGACACAGAAUCUCAGGGAGUUGUCAUAUAUGAAUUUCUCAAAAGUAAAAAUUUUCUUAUAUUAUUGGAUGAUUUGUGGGAACAUGUUGAUCUUGGUAAGGUUGGGAUUCCAAACAAAGAUGGCUCAGUUGGCAAUUACAAGCAAAAAUUGUUGCUAACAACACGCUCUGAAAGUGUCUGUGGCCAAAUGGGUGUCAAGAAUGGGCAAAGGAUCAAAGUAGAUUGCCUGGAUGAAACUGAUGCAUGGCAUCUUUUCAAGGAAAAUGUUGGCGCUGAAAUCAUCGAAAACCAUCCCCUCGUACUUCCAUUGGCACAAGAGGUUGCAAAUGAACUUGCUGGCCUGCCAUUAGCUCUUAUUGUAAUUGGCAAAGCCAUGUCUACCAAGAGGCAUCCAAGAGAAUGGCAGAAUUGCAUCGACUUCCUUCAGCAAUCACGCCUUCAUGAGAUUGAAGGGCCAGUUUGCAAGGAAGAAAGUGUGUUUGCUCGACUGAAACUCAGCUAUGAAUGUCUAAGUCAUACAAAAUUGAAAGAUUGUUUCACAUCAUGCGCCUUAUGGCCCGAAGAUUAUCUAUUAGAUAGAAACAAACUAUCCGAGUACUGGAUGGGACUGGGUCUUGUUGACGAGGACGAUAUACAGAGGAGUUACAAUGCAGGACAUGCACGAAUUCAUGAGUUGGUAGACAAGUGCCUUCUGGAGGAAACUGAUGAUGACAGACUGAUCAAAAUGCAUGACGUGAUACGUGACAUGGCGCUAUGGAUUGUACGCAACGAAGGGAGGGACAAGAAUAAGUGGGUUGUACAAACAGUAUCACACUUUUGUGAUACAGAGAGGAUGUUAUCAGUGGGGACUGAAAUAGCAGAGCUACCUGCCAUUUCUGAGGAUCAGACCAAGCUUGCUGUGCUGAUCCUCCAAAAUAAUCAUUUACUUGAAAGUUCAGUAACUGGCUUAUGUGCUUUUGUCUCUCUUCAGUACCUUGACCUUUCACGGAAUUGGUUCAAAACCUUUCCUACCGAAGUUUGCAAUCUUGUGAACUUAUAUUACCUAAAUUUAUCAGAGAACAAAAUCAAAUAUUUGCCUCAAGAGCUUGGAUGCCUUUUAAAGCUGGAGUACUUGCUUCUUCGAUCAAAUCCUAUCAAUGACAUACCUGAAGAUAUUCUGUCCAAGCUCUCCAGACUGAAGGUUGUAGACUUUUGCUCGUUGCAGUUGGAACAACGUGCUACAUUCGAGCCACCAUUUGGUGCUCUUGAAUGCAUGAGGAACUUGAAAGCACUUGGAAUUACCAUUGGUAAGAUAAAAUGCUUUAAUGAGCUCUGCAAAACCAACUUACCAGUGAGGUCCCUGUGUGUAGCCGUUAGAUCAAAGUAUUUAGAUGAAUGGAAAAAGUUUGCAUUUUCAGACAGUUUAUUUGGAAAUGAUCUGAUACAGAAGAAUCUGUCCGAGUUAUACAUCUUCACACAGGAGGAACAAAUAAUAUUUGAAAGCAACAUGCCACAUCGAAGUUGUAAUGUUGAGACGCUAUACAUAUGUGGUCAUUACUUCACAGACGUAUUUUGGAAAGGAGUUGAAAGCCAGGAUCUCUUUAAGAACCUGAAACGGUUGGAUCUUAUAUCAUGCAUUAGCUUGACUAACGUAUCAUGGGUUCAACGUUUUCCAUAUCUUGAAGACCUGAUAGUAUAUAACUGUGAGGCGCUGCAGCAAAUAAUUGGAAGUACAUCGAACAAUGAUAAUCUGACAAUUGCUGAUGAAAAAGAAAGAAAACCCCUUUCACACCUUUGCCUAAAAAGGUUUACUUUGAUGUUUUUGAAGAGAUUGACUACCAUUUGCAAUUCCUCCUUCCACUUUCCAUCAUUGGAGUGCUUGCAAAUCUUGGAUUGUCCCCAGCUGACAACACUGCCUUUCACAACUGUCCCAUGUAAACUGAAGAUUAUUCAUUGUGACGAUAAAUGGUUGGAGCACUUUCAGUGUGAUGAUAAUAUCAAACACUCCUUGCAGCCUCUCUUCAAAGUGAUAUCCAUGGACAAUGAUUAUGCACUGCAGAAAUUUCUUGACAGCUUAUAUGCUGAGUGGAUUCAGCAUAGAUUUGAGGAUGACGAACUUGAAGAGGUUAAAGAUGAAACAGAUCAAGGGGUUGAUAAUUGAGUGUAUAUAUUGAUAAUGUCUACGUGCUUACGAUCUUCAUUUUCGGCCUUCCCGCUCUUAACUAUUCCAACAUGUGUUGUAUUAGCCUCUUGACCAUAAUAACGUCAGAGCGAUGUGAUUCCGGUUGCUGGUGAUGUGCUUGGUGUGUACGUAUACAAACUACAUGUCUUUUAUGAGCCUUUUAUGGGUGCUGUCUUACGUACGUAUCCAAACUGCCUAUCCCUGUUAUGAAUGGUUUAAUAAACUCAUACUCU